This is a messenger RNA of Aureobasidium namibiae CBS 147.97, 723 nucleotides long. RefSeq lists its product as uncharacterized. The coding region runs from base 1 to 723 and encodes 240 amino acids. Lineage: Eukaryota; Fungi; Ascomycota; Dothideomycetes; Dothideales; Saccotheciaceae. The record is from RefSeq and is a predicted model, not a curated record. The transcript has a single exon.
AUGGCGACUGAAGAACGCAGCUUCAAGACUCAAGAUUUCACGGUACCAUCAAACGGGUCUGGCGAAACUAUCCAAGUUCGCAUCAGCGAGCCUAAUCUUACGUCCGAAAACUUGGGUCUGGAAACCUGGGCUGCCUCUCACAUUCUAGCCUCUCAACUUCAUCACCUGGGCCCAAAAAUCCAGUUUCCUGCACCUAGCUCGGAUGUCGUUCCUAUUCUUGAGCUCGGCGCUGGUACAGGUCUCGUGGGCGUCACGGCAGCGACGCUAUGGAAGCAGCCGGUUGUGUUGACAGAUCUCGCUCCUUUGGUCCCGGCGUUGGACGCCAAUAUCGAUCUCAAUUCUGAAGGUCUUAGGAAGGCAAACACAAAUAUGGAAGCGGGAACUCUGGACUGGAAGCAUCCCACCACACUACUAGUCAAGGACGAGCAGCGACCUCAGACGCAAGCUCAUGUCAUUUUCGCAGCCGACACAAUCUACUCAGAAGAGCACCCCGAAUUGCUCGCAAACGUCAUCUUGAAGUGGCUGAGGAAGGACAAGGAGGCUAGAUUUUUGAUUGCAUAUCCUUUGAGAGUGUGCUACAUUGACUACAUCAGAGAAAUGUGGGAGAGGCUCGAGGAAGGCGGUAUGGAAGCCAUGGAAGAAGGCAGAGAGGAAGCAAGUCAGGACCUCUUCAACGACGAGAGAUUGGUCGAGUGGAGUCUCUGGAGGUGGAAGGAUCUGUGA